AUGUCUUUCAAGUGUAGGAACUUUGCUGUCCUGGUGGAUCUGCAUAUAUCACCUCAAGGUUCAAACAAAGAUACCAGCUGGUUUUCUGAAGAGAAGAAAGAGGAACUCUGUUUACUGCUGAAAGAAACCAUUGAUUCAAGAGUUAAGGAGUACUUAGAAGUUCGUAAACAGCACAAACCAUCAACUGCAGAAUUCACAAGAUCCAAUCCCUUGUCCUUAAAAGGCUACGGCUUUCAAAUCACAGCCUACUUCCUCAAGAGAGGAAUACGCCUUCGCUGCAUCAGGGGAUCACCUAGAACUGAACUCUGUGUGUUCCCUGACAGAUUUGUGGUCUGUGCAAGUCAAAUAACAGUCAAUUGUGAUCUUGUGUCAAGUCGGACUGAAGAAUCGGUAUACAGGCCCCUCCUUGGAAUGUCUGACUAUUUUGCUGAAUGUGCAGAGUCGGCUUCCUCCCAGAGAAAUGCUCUGAAAGAAGUUGUGCAAAGAACUGAAAUAAAAAGUAUCGCGAGUCUAUCCCAGAAGCAGGACAUUGUGGGAACAUCUAGUGACUCAGAGAGCGCCAGAAGGGGGAGUGGUGGCCAACCUUCAUCUACCCCAUCAGAAUCUAUGGGACCAGCAAAGGAUUACAUAAAGGCAGUUGGAAGCCACUGGGGGCUUCCUGUGCGAAAGCUGGAAAAUGUUCAUCAGACGCAGCCAGAAAACACUAGCAGCCAGCAAAAACUUCAUCCUGGGGAGCGGUUAAAGACAGGCUUUAAGCGGGAGCCUGUCUGUAGCUGUGAGUCAGCAUAAGCAAGUCCAAUACAAAGUCCAUGAAUGACCAAAGCACAACAGAAUGCAGAAGACAUCGACCACCACAAGAGAGUUUCUCUUGGAAGUGAUCAAUUAGUCCCAAGAGAAAUAAUCAUGGGAAAAAGCAAAGGCAAAGCUGUCAGGGUUUUGCCAGCGUUAGAGUUGUCAGAUCCGGGAUUACUUUUGAGACAAGAUUUGGCAAAAGCCACGUCUAAUGAGGAGUUGCAUGUUUUGGAAAAUCUCUCCUCCAGACAUCUCAUGAAAAAUAACCCAGAGCAGGCACAGCAAACCAAGUCAGCCACAAGCAUUGAAUGAUUAUCUACGAGUUUGCCCUCUUGUUUAGAUGCCAAACCAAGAAAAGAAAAAAAAUCCUAA
Molecule: messenger RNA, 1164 nt
Organism: Chrysochloris asiatica (Cape golden mole)
Lineage: Eukaryota; Metazoa; Chordata; Mammalia; Afrosoricida; Chrysochloridae
Gene: SLX4IP
Product: SLX4 interacting protein
Source: RefSeq, a predicted model, not a curated record